GCUCUUUUCCCCGCCAUGGCGUUUUUGCCGCUCUUGUUGCUGGUUCCGGCCCUACUCAGUUUCCUUUUCACCUUUGCGACCGGCGUGGAGUUGAUCCGCUUCAUUUCCCUCCGUGCGCUGUUCGUGCAGCAGUCUACGGGGGCUGGCGCCCCCCAACACAGAGCCGAUGCUGCCCCCAGUUACGAAUGGCGAGCUCUCGUGGGGGACCCCAAGGUUCUCCACCCGCUAAUGAUGGAUAUGGGUCUGAUAGUCCUCUUCAUCCUGCAGCACAGUCUUAUGGCCACUGAGCGGGUCAAGCGCUGGACCGGCAGCUGCUUUGGGGUCCUGCAGAGAUCUUUGUAUGUCUUCUGCACAGCCUUGGCCCUCCAGUUGCUGAUAAGGUAUUGGCAGCCAGUACAAAAUGGUCCCACUCUCUGGAAUGCCCACACGGAACCCUGGGACACCUGGAUUCCACUCAUCUGCUUCAUCCUCCAUUUCAUUGCCUGGCUGGUCAUCUUUAGCAUCAUUCUCAUCUUUGACUAUGCAGAGCUGAUGGGGAUCAAACAGGUUUAUUACCAUUGCCUGGGCAUGGGGGACCCUUUGGCAGUGAAGUCCUCACGUGCCGUCCGCCUCUUCUCCCAUCUUCGCCACCCCGUGUACCUGGAGUUCCUUCUCCUCCUCUGGGUCGUUCCCUGCCUCUCUCUGGACCGCCUGCUCCUUGCCUUGCUCUUCACAGCCUACCUUACUUGUGCCCACAGCCUCGAUCAACAAGACUACCUCUACCUCCGAGCCCAGCUUGACAAGAAGUUUCAGAUCUUCUCCCGAGAAGAAGCAACCUAUGGUGACCUGCUGGCCCAAAAUGGCCCCUCAUCUCACAAGGAGAACUGAGAAAGUGUCCCAGUAUGGUGGCAGUUAUGGUAUGUCAGGCCACGGCAGGCUGGUGCCCUGCUCUCCCUCAUGCUAAAGCACUGAAUGACGCAAUGUGUUCUGUCUCCCUUUUCUCUUUAUGCACUGAAGCUUGAGUGGCUUACCAGAAGAACCCAGGAGUUCUGGCUUCCAGCAAUGCUACCUGUUACAGCACAUACACAGAGUUGCAGCUCAUGUCAGAGUCCUUUAUAGGGAAAGUAGAAUGCAGGAUAUCUGAAUUCUCUUCCAAGUCUGGGGGAGGAAUAGUAUGUAGAGUGUCAAAAUUAUGUGUUCGCACUGCAAAGUUUGUCACCAGCUCUGGGGGAAAGAGUAGGAUUUAGCUGAUAUAGCUGAUGGGAUCGUGAGUACAGUUGCCAGUAUUUUUUCUGGAAGGCUCCUACAUCUUUAACAGCUGUAUGGCAGUCCAGAAUUGUCCAGGCAACAUGUUUCCCAUCCUUAGAUUUCUGCCUGUCACAGAUGUUAAGGCACAGGAGUUCUGCCGAUAUAAAAGCUGGAAACCCUAGACCAGUGUUUUCCAGUUCUGUGGUUUUACGGUUUGGCCUAUGAGAAUGUGGCUAAAUUCAUUUUUUUUUUAAAAAAGAAACCCCUUUGCAGCAGCAAUUGUGCAGAAAGGACUUUUAAAGCAUAAUGUUUUAACUUUAAUACUGGGCAAGAAUUGUUCUGAAAUUAAAGGAGUCCGGAGAACUUGUUGAGAUGCAGGUGAGAUUUUUUUCUCUUCUUUAUUCCUUUGGGACAAAAGCUUAAAGGCAAUGUUUAAUCUUUUGUCCACCUGCUUGUUUUCCUUCAAGACUUCAUUCUUUGCCCUGUACCAUUAGCACCCUUGAUGCCGAGAAUGGCUUCCAAAGGGCAAAUGUCCCAGUUCUGUCCAGACUAGGGAUGUCUUUUAAGCCCUACUUGUGAGAAUGAUUGAGCAAUUUUUUUAACUCUUCCCCCAAAUAAUUGGAAACUUGCAUUGAUUUCUGUAAGCUUUAGAUCAAUUUUAAAGGGACUUUUUUUUGUUCCCUUAUUGUGUAGGUCAAUUGUAUGCAAUUAUAGGCUUUUAACAUUGGAAGUCAGAAUUCCUUGGUUGGACUCUCAGAUCUAGGGGCAUAAGGGCUGCCGCUGUCCAUUUGGCAAGCAGAACUCCAAAAUGGGAGAAUGCUUUCUAGUUGUAGAGUGCCUGCUUCCUGUUCAACGGGUCUUAUUUCUUUGAUGGGGGUUACACCACCCUAGAAGAUGUAGGGGGAGGCUAGGAAUCCAGCAUUUCUACAUUUUAUAAUGGGAUUUGUGGGUAAGGUUAUUAGGUCCAGCUCUUAUGGGAUGCCCUGUAUCUCCCGAGAGAGAAUUCUGCCAUAUUCAAGCAUCACUGCAAGCACUCCGAGUGGAAACAUCUGCCCCUAGUGUCAUGCUCUCUUCUGGACAACUUUUCUGCACGCUUGUAAGAUCUCAGCUUGACAACUGUUAACGUGGAUGCACUGGUAUUGAAUAAGGAACCUGGACUUAAUUUUGUAACCCAAUGUGUUAACACACAGCAAUUUGCCUUGAAUGCUCACCUUUUUUUUUCUUUUUGCGAUUUUGAUACAUGCUGAUGGAGUAUUUUUUAAAUCUUGGAUGUGAGAAAAUUAUUUUUAAAGUAGACUACAACAAUGCCUGCUUCUCUUCUCUCUCUGUUUUCUUCUGCUCUGUCAUAUGGUCGAGAGUGCCAGUAUCUAUUGCUGUUAGUCACAUCUCUUAAAACAUGGAGGAGGGGCAGCUGGGAUCUGAUUUUGAUCAAGAUACAAAGAACAUAAAAAGAGCCCUGCCUCAUCAGACAAGUGAUCCGUUUAGUCCCACAUCCUAUUUCACACAGCUGUCGACCAGUUAUUCCAGCGGGUCAACAGGGCACUGAGACCUUGGUUUUCUCCUGAGGUUGCCAGUUAGCAUGGGUAAUCAGGGGUUUACUGUCUCUGGAUGCAGAGGUGCCCU
Messenger RNA from Eublepharis macularius, 2850 nucleotides. RefSeq names its product nurim (gene NRM). The transcript has 4 exons. Gene Ontology annotation, cellular component: nuclear membrane. Bases 16 to 867 code for a protein of 283 amino acids. Lineage: Eukaryota; Metazoa; Chordata; Lepidosauria; Squamata; Eublepharidae. The record is from RefSeq and is a predicted model, not a curated record.